This is a messenger RNA of Dinoponera quadriceps, 1271 nucleotides long. RefSeq lists its product as uncharacterized. The coding region runs from base 7 to 1245 and encodes 412 amino acids. The transcript has 8 exons. The record is from RefSeq and is a predicted model, not a curated record. Lineage: Eukaryota; Metazoa; Arthropoda; Insecta; Hymenoptera; Formicidae.
GUCGCGAUGUCUGGACGCUCCGCUCCGUCCGCAUGGCUCAUUUUAAUUACGUUAGCAACAAUAACAUAUCGGUCCGCGGGACAGCCAUUGGAGUUGAUAGCAUGCAGUCAGCCGGAUAGCUUCACGGUCCAAAUAACCGAAAACGAGAAUGUUGUUGUCUACGGUACCGAAUUAUUAAUCAGAUACAACCCACGCGCUGGGAUAUACGCACUCCCCGGCACUGACGCAGUGAACGUUGUCUUCAAUGAAUCUACCAUAGAAUUCAAAGGAUACAUGUCGCACGAGUAUCCGGCGACCCUACCGUGGGGAUCACCCGAGAGACUUUCUUGGACCAGCAGCGGUAUCAUUUUAGGUACCGGCAUGCUUCAAGAACUAAGCAAAGAGGAUUAUGCACUUCAAGAAUGUCGUUCAUUUUUGCCGAAGAAUAUCAACAGCAGCGUUAAUCUACCGUUUGCUGUGGAAGAUGAGAUUGCUAACCACGCUCGUUACUGCAUCGAAGAGUACCUUUGCAAAGGGCCGAUUCAGACAGAAGAACUACGAAGUAUCAAUAAAUACCACAGAUCUAAACUCGAUGUUUCCGCAUCUUACGCUACCGCUUCUGACGAUAUCCCACAACAGAAUUGCACAAAUAUAGAUAUUUUGAAUACGAAUGAACUCAUAGAUCUCGUUGUCAACACUGCUGUAAAAUAUGUCAGGAAACACAAUAAAUCUAUUAUUAUUUUCCCCGAUGUGGAUGAAGUAUAUAAAUUAGGACCGUUCGGUAUGAAAUGCCAUUUUCAAGCACUAAACGGAAGCUUCAGAGAUCUCUCGACCCUAAAGAGAACGGAAAAUACAUAUGUUUCCGGCAUGGGACGAACACACACAAUAAAUGUCGGCCUUGGGCUUUCCAUAGCUAGGUUUCACUUCGAUUAUUACAAGAUUAAAUACGGCUUUUUGGCACUAAAUGGCGAAAUAACGGGUACUAUUGAUGGACUAGCGCUAUCAAUAACUGCAGUCAUCGACUACGAUAAAGAUUGUCCUCUGAGAUUGAAACAUUUUAAAGUAACACGAUUUGGCGACAUUAAAGUAAAAAUGACUGGCUUAGGAGCGAUUAAUAGUGUAACGUCGAAAAUAUUAAGUUGGCUGACGAAUAUGUGGCGAAAAAAUAUCGCGAACCUUAUCGAAGUUAAUGUGAAACAAAAUAUCGAGGUACAACUAAACGAAAAGGUUUGCACUAGUUCUUUCAUAGAGGCGAUUGCAGGUUGAUAUAUUCUCAUAGAUAUGCUGUUAUA